AUGGCUGGGGCGGCGGGAUGCGCCUCCGCCGUCGCGCGCCGUCUCCUCGCGCUCCUCGCCCUGCUCGCCUCUUCCAGCCGCCCCGGAGCGACGGCGGCCAACACCCAGGUGAUGGGAGCCGCCCUCGGCCCGCCGUUGGGGGACCCCCAGGUUGCCAUGUUCUGUGGGAAACUGGUGUUGCACCUCAACGUACAAACAGGCCGGUGGGAGCCGGACGCCUUUGGCACCCACACUUGCUUCCACACCACUGAAGACAUCCGCAGCUACUGCCAGGAGGUGUACCCCGAGCUGCAGAUAACCAAUGCCGUGGAGGGCACCCAGCCCGUCACAAUCGACAACUGGUGCAAGAAGGGGCGGCCCAAGUGCAAAAACCAUCGGCACAUCGUGGUGCCUUAUAGGUGUCUGGUGGGUGAAUUUGUGAGCGAGGCGCUCCUUGUGCCCGACAAAUGCAAGUUCCUGCAUCAGGAGAAGAUGGACUCGUGUGAGAGCUACUUGUAUUGGCACAGCGUGGCCAAAGAGGCCUGCAGCGGCGAGGAACUGGAGCUUCACAGCUACGGCAUGCUGUUGCCCUGCGGGGCCGACCGCUUCCGAGGGGUCGAGUACGUGUGCUGCCCCUCUCGUCCCGCCCCCAUCCGGGUAGAACAAGCCACCGAGGCCCCUCCGGGCCUCGCCCAUCUGAGGGCAGAAGCGCUGUACAGCAACAAGGUUCCAACAGCUCGCAUCCCAACGGAGGAAGAGAGCCUGGAACUGGAGGAAGAUCGGGACCUGGACGAGGAGGAAGAGGAGGUGGAGGAAGAGGAGGAAGAAGAAGAGGAGGAGGAGGAAGAAGAGAGCCCUGCAGACACCGCCUCAGACUCAGACCCCUUCCCUAAUGCCUGGGAUGACUACUUCGUGGAGCCGGGUUAUUACGACGACAGCAUCACCCAGACGACCAUCACCACCACUACGCAGACCACCGAAGAGGACGUCAAAGUGACCCCAACCCCUCGUCCGACUGACGGAGUGGACGUCUAUUUUGAAAUGCCCGGAGACGGGAGCGAACACGCCAACUUCCUGCGAGCCAAGAUGGAUCUGGAGGAGCGCCGCAUGAGGCAGAUCAAUGAGGUGAUGAAAGAGUGGGCCGAGGCCGACAACCAAGCCAAGAACUUGCCCAAGACUGACCGGCAGGCACUCAACGAGCAUUUCCAGUCCAUCCUCCAGACGUUGGAAGAGCAGGUGGCCAAGGAACGACAGAGGCUGGUGGAGACUCACCUGGCCCGGGUGGUGGCCCUGCUGAACGACAACCGACGCGUGGCGCUCGAGAGCUACCUGACGGCUGUGCAGAGCGAUAACCCUCAGCCGGACCGUGUCCUGGCAGCCUUGAAGAGGUACGUGCGGGCAGAGCAGAAAGACCAGCGCCACACCCUCCGCCAUUACCAGCACGUGGCUGCCGCCGAUCCCGAGAAGGCUGAGCAAAUGAAGUUCCAGGUGUACACCCACCUCCAUGUCAUUGAAGAACGAAUGAACCAGAGCUUGGCCUUGCUGUACAAGAAUCCUCAACUUGCUCAAGAGCUCCGUGGGGACAUUGAGGAGCUGCUGAGAUCCGAAAGGGUGGCGACCAAUGACCUGCUCACCACGUCCAUCUCGGAGACGCGCACCACCGAGGAGUUCCUCCCCAUGGACAGUAGCGAGGACGUGGCCGCCGAGAGUCAUUCGUACCCACGUGACGGAGAAGAUUCUGAACAAGUUGACAAGAAAGCUUCUGGACUGGCAGAAUACGACUACCCAACUAGUGACAAAGCCUUGCUGUAUGAGUACGAGCGGAAGGUUAAUGUGUCUGCCUCGGACCUCAAAGGCCUGGUGUACAAAUCCCAAGAGAUCCAACGGGACGAGUUGGUAAGUGGCUCUGGAGCCAGCCCGAAACAGCUUCACCUCGCCUUCCCACCUGGCCAGGAGCCGGACACCUUGGUGACCAUCAACCGGGGCGCCCUGAUCGGCCUUCUGGUGGUGGCCGUGGCAGUCGCCAUGGUGAUCAUCGUCAGUCUCCUGAUGGUCCGCCGGAAGCCCUACGGGACCAUCAGCCACGGCAUUGUCGAGGUGGAUCCUAUGGUGAGCCCCGAGGAGCGGCAGCUGAACAAGAUGCAGAACCACGGCUACGAGAACCCCACCUACAAAUUCUUUGAGGAGAUGAACUGAGAUCCUCGGUGCUACAGGCGGGGCGGGGGGGGAAUGUGGUGUCACUGGGGAGGU
Euleptes europaea (tarantolino) is the source of this 2229-nucleotide messenger RNA. It is a transcript of the gene APLP1, whose product is annotated as amyloid beta precursor like protein 1. Bases 1 to 2175 code for a protein of 724 amino acids. The transcript has 17 exons. Gene Ontology annotation, biological process: central nervous system development; axonogenesis. Lineage: Eukaryota; Metazoa; Chordata; Lepidosauria; Squamata; Sphaerodactylidae. Gene Ontology annotation, molecular function: transition metal ion binding; heparin binding; alpha-2B adrenergic receptor binding. Gene Ontology annotation, cellular component: Golgi apparatus; plasma membrane. The record is from RefSeq and is a predicted model, not a curated record.